AACGAGCGCAGUGCGUGGGGGGCCGUUACGGCCGUUACUCCCCGCCCCGCUGAGGAGAGAGGCGUAGCUCCCGUUGCAUUCUCCCUUCUUUCGCGGCCGGCAUGUUUGUUCCGUGCGACCAUGGCGGGCCUUCCGCCACUUCCGACUUUAAAGGCUUCACUCUGCUCAUGCCAGCAGUGUCGGUGGGAAAUGUUGGUCAACUGGCAAUAGAUCUAGUGAUUUCCACGCUUGACAUGACUAAAGUUGGUUACUUCUACACUGAUUGCUUGGUGCCAAUGGUUGGAAAUAAUCCAUAUGCAACAGCAGAAGAAAACUCAGUGGAGCUGAGUAUAAAUGCUGAAGUGUAUUCGUUACCUUCAAAGAAACUUGUAGUUCUGCAGAUCAGAUCACCAUUCAUAAAGAAUAAGUACAGGCCAUUCUGUCAAAUGCUGCUUUCUUGGGUGAAAAGCAGUAGAUGUGCCAGAGUCAUUCUUCUGUCUAGCAGCCAUGCCUAUCAGCGAGAUGAUGAGCAGCUUCUUGGGACACCACUACGCUACCUACUUACACCUGACCUUGAGAAAGCAGUUGGAGGUCUUAUGCAGGAGCUAAACUGGAAAGAAAUGGAGAAAGUAGCAGCUUACCCUGGAAUAAAUGAUACAGAAAAAGUACUACAUAUUCCUGGAGGUGGCAUCACAAAACGAUUGUUUACAGAGAGCUGCUCAAAAGGAAUCCAAAUGGCAGUUCUUUUGAAAUUCUGCUCAGAAGGUGACAACAUCCCUGAUGCAUUUGCUCUUGUUAACUAUCUUAAUGAAUGGCUUCAGUUAAUUAAAAGUGAAAGUGACAAUUCCACAGAUACUUCUUCACAGUGGAAAAUACCAAGUUCUUGGCGCUUACUUUUUGGCAAUGGUCUCCCACCUGCACUCUUCUGAUCAAUUUUGAACUCCUCUGUAAGUCACAUGUGCAGUCUCAGAUGUCCCUUGAGAAGUUAUUAGUCAUUGCCAAGCAACCGCAGCUUACUUUGUGUCUGCAUUAAUUCUUUAUUUAAGAAAAAUUCCUUUAACAUACGUGGGUAGUAGCUAAAGAAAUGAA
Pezoporus flaviventris is the source of this 1068-nucleotide messenger RNA. It is a transcript of the gene PSMG2, whose product is annotated as proteasome assembly chaperone 2. Gene Ontology annotation, biological process: proteasome assembly. The record is from RefSeq and is a predicted model, not a curated record. Gene Ontology annotation, cellular component: cytosol; nucleus. Lineage: Eukaryota; Metazoa; Chordata; Aves; Psittaciformes; Psittacidae. The coding region runs from base 102 to 908 and encodes 268 amino acids. The transcript has 7 exons.